Molecule: messenger RNA, 747 nt
Organism: Vitrella brassicaformis
Lineage: Eukaryota; Vitrellaceae
Source: the annotation of a GenBank genome assembly
AUGCCCACCUCGGCGGGUAUGGAGGCGAGGCCCCAGGUGGUGAGGCCACCAGGUCGUGAGGACGCUCUGCGUCGCCUGGACGAGGACAGAUAUGAGGCGGCAUGCGAUCGACUCAGGCAUGCGAUGAAUGAGGGAGUUUUGGAGAUGACGGCUGCGUUGGCUGAUGACGAGUGCUCUCACCUUUGGCUCACGAGGUGAAAGAAGAACUCGCUCAGACCUGGAGGGAUUCCCGUUUGUGUGUGUGUGUGGAGCACAUCAGGCCGGGCGGAGUCAGUUGCGUGAGGAGAUGGUCGGGGCAAACAACACACUCACCUCUGCUGGUGGCGCUAUGUCGAAUGGCCUCGUCACUUACUUCGAUCAGCAUCGCCUUCAGGGUCCGUGCGGAGCUGAGGGGCUUGUGGACUUGACAGAGCAGGUAAGUGAGGGAUCAGAGGCAGGUGGUGCAUUCCUGACAUUGUCGCCGAGCUGCAUACAGGAAGUGAAGAUACUGGUGGCCGACCUGCAGAUUCUCCACCAAUGUCGCCGCGUCAUGACCACACCUGAGCUGAGCCGCGAAUGGGCAAGGCGAAUGGGUGAGUUCCUGACCAGGUGCUCGACAGUUGGCGUCGUGAAGGUACGCGACAUCCAUCCACGCGCCACGACGACAGAUAAGAAUAUCAGGUUCACUAUGUCUGUGUCUGUCGCGGCUGAGGUUAGGUGAGAUCUGUGGUGACACGUGUCGGUGCCCACCUGCCCCCCCUCGAGUGA